CUACAGCGUUCGAAGCGUUUUGUACGCUCUUUAAUAUGGCGGAAAGUUUGAGUUUAGACUUUCCUCUAAUCAAGCGCGAUUUGCUCCGCUCUCGCCACGAGUGCGCGCUGCGUGGACUUCGCCAGAGCGCUAAGUGGGCGUCCGAGCUCGCUUACGCACUGCGGGACAUCGAGGCGAGUCCGCCGGACCAGGCGCCGGCGGGGUCAGCUCGCGAUGACGACUUGGACGACACGUAUUUCCUCGCCAAGAGUUACCUGGACCUCAACGAGUACGACCGGGUGGCGUACUUCACGAAGAAUGCCACCGGCACGACGCGGUUUCUCCACUACUACGCGCGGUACCUGUCCGACGAGAAGAAGCGUCUCGACGACACUGUCGAGCCCAUCAUGGCCACAGACCGUGGGGCGAGCCAAGAGCUGAAGGAUUUACAGACUGAGCUGAGGGCCCUCCGACCCAAGCUUGAUGGGUUCUGUCUGUACAUCUAUGGUGUGGUGCUCAAGCGUCUUCAACUGCGGCAGCAGGCCAUCGACGUCUUCGUCGAGGCAGUGCAAGCUGAACCCCUGCACUGGGGCGCCUGGCUGGAGCUGUCGUCGCUGGUGGCCGACUGCGACCACCUGCGGAGCCUCGAAUUGCCCGACCACUGGAUGAAGAAGUUCUUCCUCGGCCACACGUACCUCGAGCUGCAGCUUAGUGAGGAAAUGCUCGAGACGUACGAGCAGCUCCAGAAGGGCCCUUUCCUGGAGAGCACCUACCUCAUGGCACAGGUUGCCAUUGCGUACCACAACAUGCGGGUUGUGGACAAGGCCAUCGAGGGCUUCCAGCAGCUGCGCAAGGCUGACCCAUUCCGGCUGGACAAUAUGGACAUCUACUCCAACCUGCUCUACGUCAAAGAACUGCGUGUUGAGCUCAGCCACCUGGCUCACAGUGUGUGCGCCAUUGACAAGUACAGGCCGGAGACCUGCUGCGUCAUCGGCAACUUCUACUCGCUGCGGGCCCAGCACGAGAAGGCUGUCCUCUACUUCGGCCGGGCGUUGCGCCUGAACCCAAACUACUUUGCAGCGUGGACGCUAAUGGGCCACGAGUACAUGGAGAUGAAAAACACCAACGCUGCCAUCCAGUCGUACCGGCAGGCCAUCGAGGUUAACCGCCGGGACUACCGGGCCUGGUACGGGCUGGGUCAGACAUAUGAGAUACUCAGGAUGCCCAAUUACUGCCUCUACUACUACAGGCAAGCGCAGGAGCUGCGACCCAAUGACUCGCGCAUGAUGGUGGCACUGGGCGAGGCCUACGAGAAGUUGGAGAAGCACCAUGAGGCCAAGAGGUGCUUCUGGCGCGCCCACUACCUCGGGGACUUUGAGGGGCUCGCCCUGUUCAAGUUGGCUCGCGUCUACGAGCGCCUCAGCGAAACCCAACAGGCCUGUGCUGCGUUCACCGACUACGUGCGGCAGGUUGACAGCCAGUGCUACCGGGCUGACCGCGAGGACUUGGCGCAUGCCUGCCGCUUCCUGGCCAGACACCACUUGACCCAGAAGGAUCUCGAUGCGGCGUACGAGUUUGCGCACAAGUGUACCGAGUUCCCGGAGACCAAGGAGGAAGCGCGCGGCCUGCUCAAGCAGGUGGCUGACGCCCGGGCACUCCUUGAGCAGGACACGGGAGGUGGGGACAUGCAGGUUGAGGAAGAAGACGAAGAGGACGACGACUCUCUCCUUACUGGUCAAGACUUGCUCAUCUGUGAGAUCGCGGAUGUGGAAGACUUCAGGACUCCUAACAAGUGAUUGCUGUUGUAGAUAGGGCCCGGGAAGGUGGGGCAUGCAGGUUGAGGAAGAGCAAGAAGCUAAUGAUGACUUUCGCCUUGACAAGAGUCGCCCAUCAGCAAAAUCACAGAUGUGGUAGGCUUUAGCAGUCUUAACAAGUGAUCGCUGUUGUAACCUAUUGAAGCACUUGCUACCCUUUUGCCUAAAGGGUGGUGCAAACAACAGGUGAUGCAUCAGUGAAACCUCACUGACUGUUGGUAUGUUGUGAUGAUGAGAAGGUUUGGGCUUCUGAUUUGUAUACUGAAGACAAUGGUGAUAUGAAAGGAAGCUCUUGUCUGGCUAGAGGAUUGACGACCUGCUUCGUCAUGGGUGGUAAUGUCGCAGUUCCCAUUCAGGUGAAUUACCGCAGUGAAUGAAUGUGGCUUCUUUCAUUGCAUGUGUUAAUAAGGCUAUUGCUGCAGUUGGAGUUGGAUUGGCAAAUCUUUGCCAGGUGGAAAGCUUCAGAGCAUUCCUGAACCCUGACAUUGACAGCAGUGAAGUACAGGCUACAGAACAAGGAGGUGACAAGUGCAAUGAUUAGCCAUUGGGCGAACGAAACUCUUGAAACUUGGGUGAGGGUGAGGGACCUGCGACAAGUGGCCGUUGCCAUAAAUCGCUGUUUCUUUUGCAUACCACAGAUUCGAAGGACUUGUUAAGCGCAGGGUCAGUUUGCAACGAACUCUUAGCUUCCAAUGUGAAAUUAGGAUAUAUCCGGAAAGCAUAUCUGCUGGCAUGCACAUUUCCUUCAAUUGUUAUAGCUUCACAAACAUCAGCUCGCCCAUAAAAUCCAUGUUUCUGUGUCGCAUGGGAUGAUGAAACACUAUGUCACAAUGUUCCUGGAUGAGGACUGCAGUAUUGGAACACAUGAAAUGAGGAGCAGGAAAAUGAAAUGGCUAAUGAUCCAGGCACAUUUCUUUGAGGUUACAAACCUAAAAGAUAAGUGACAACAAGAUAUGGAUUAUCAUUAAAAAUGACUGUGUCAAUAUGUCAAA
Messenger RNA from Dermacentor andersoni, 2785 nucleotides. RefSeq names its product cell division cycle protein 23 (gene Cdc23). Gene Ontology annotation, biological process: protein ubiquitination; cell division; positive regulation of mitotic metaphase/anaphase transition. Gene Ontology annotation, cellular component: anaphase-promoting complex. Gene Ontology annotation, molecular function: protein binding. The record is from RefSeq and is a predicted model, not a curated record. NCBI's taxonomy places the organism in Eukaryota, Metazoa, Arthropoda, Arachnida, Ixodida, Ixodidae.